GGGAUCGGUCUUUAAUUGUUUUUUUCAUCCUGAUCUAGACUGAAAAUCUUCUUUAAUUUGAAUGUCAGCCAGUCAAGUUGUUGUGAAUAUUAGAAUAGAGUGAGAGACUGAUAAAAGUCGAGUACUAAUAAAAGUCAAGUUCAGAUUUGCUGACUUCUUCAUAUCUUGUUUUUUUUUUAGUGUGCGUUUCCAUGGGAAUCUUCGAGGACAUGGGUUUCUGUUCUAAUAUUGAUUUUGUCGAAGUCCCUAAUGGGGACGUUGAGUUGGCAGCAGAAUGUGAACCAGUGGUUGCGGUUGAGGAGGAUGAUAUUGAUGAAGACGUGGAUGUUGAUGAGCUUGAGAGGAGGAUGUGGAGAGAUCGAAUGCUUCUGAAGCGGCUUAAAGAACAAAACAAGAAUAAGGAAGCAAUUGAUAGUACUAAGCAGCGUCAGUCACAGGAACAAGCCCGAAGGAAGAAGAUGUCGCGCGCACAAGAUGGUAUCCUCAAAUACAUGCUGAAAAUGAUGGAGGUUUGCAAAGCUCAGGGCUUUGUGUAUGGUAUCAUUCCUGAGAAUGGAAAGCCAGUGAGUGGAGCUUCUGAUAAUCUGCGAGCCUGGUGGAAGGAAAAAGUCAGGUUUGAUAGGAAUGGCCCUGCUGCAAUUGCCAAGUAUCAAGCAGAUCAUUCAAUCCCUGGGAAAAAUAGAGAUUUUAGUGCGGAGGCAUCCAUGCCUCACACCUUGCAAGAGCUUCAAGACACAACUCUUGGGUCACUUCUCUCAGCUUUGAUGCAGCAUUGUGAUCCACCACAGAGACGUUUCCCAUUGGAGAAAGGUGUUGCCCCACCAUGGUGGCCUAGUGGGAAGGAGGAAUGGUGGCCUGAGUUAGGUCUGCCAAAGGAUCAGGGGCCUCCUCCUUACAAGAAACCCCAUGAUUUGAAAAAGGCUUGGAAAGUGAGUGUUCUCACUGCAGUAAUCAAGCAUAUGUCCCCAGACGUUGCCAAAAUCCACAAACUUGUCCGUCAAUCUAAAUGUUUGCAGGAUAAAAUGACUGCGAAGGAAAGCGCCAUGUGGCUUGCAAUAAUCAGUCAAGAAGAAGCAUUGUUUAGAAAAUUGUAUCCUAGUAGCUGCCUGCCUCUGUCUGCUGUUGGGAGUGGUUCUUAUGUCACUGAUGAAACGACUGAUUAUGAUGUUGAGGGAGUAUAUAAGGAACAAAAAGCUGAAGUGGAGGAGUGCAAGCUGCAUGAUGUUAGUCUCUUGAGUGCGGGGGCAGCAGGGCAGAAAGAUAGGGUUAUAAUCUCCCCAUUUCUUCCUCAAAUUAAAGAAGAAUUUGUUGAGAACAGCUCACCUUUCAAUUAUAAGAGAAAGCAUCAAACUGAUGAGCAGCAGAUGUUGAUGGAUCAGAAUAUAUACACCUGUGAGUACCCCCAAUGCCCAUCUAAUGACUAUCGCUUUGGAUUUCUUGACAGGUCUUCAAGAAACAAUCACCAGUUGCAUUGUACUUUCCGUGAUAUUUCUUCUCAACGAGUUGGAAUGUCAAACUUCCAAGUCACUGGUGAGACAGCAGCAGUUUUCAGUGUACCCUAUGCUCAAACUAAGCCAACUAUGCCACCGGUCAAUCAGACGGGCCCCAAUAUGGCAGUACUCGGACUCCCAGAAGAUGGACAAAGAAUGAUUUCUGAACUCAUGUCCUUCUAUGAUUCCAGUCUUCAGCAGGACAAGAGCAUGGAUCCUGGGGCUGUCAAAGUAAUAGGGUGUGCAGCUCAGCUGCAGCUGCAGCAACUACAACACCAGGAACCAAUAUUUGAGCUUCAGCCAGUUGAUGGCUGCUAUGGGCAAGGAGUUAUAUUGGGUGGCAACAUCGCUCAAGGAACGAAUCUGCCGUUGGAUGACUCUUUUAUCCCAUCAAUGGAAAUUCAGCUUGAGCAGUGCAAGGCAUUUGAUGCUCCAUUUGAUACCAAUUACAUUGACAGUAUGUCUGACUUCAGAUUUGGCUCUCGUUUUAGCUUCCUAUCUACUGAUUGCAUUGCAGACCCUCUCCCAAUGCAGGGUCUGGCCAUGUGGUAACUUUGCUGGAAGAAGUAGGGAUUUCAUACUGGUUCUCAUGCAUGUUGGUUGAAGGCACUAAAUGAAGGGGAAGAGACCCUUCUUGGAAAGUCAUUAGUACAGCGUCACUGCUCUAAAUGGGCAAUGCUUAUUAUAUAUUCUCAUUGUAUAAGUUGUUUUAUACUUUUAUGUGUUUGUAUUUGUAGAUAUUUGUUGUAUUUGUAGAUAUUUGUGUUUGUAAAACUUUGGGCUUGUCUUCUGAUAAUAAUGAAUAAAAGUUGUUAAUAUAUUC
This is a messenger RNA of Tripterygium wilfordii, 2313 nucleotides long. Its product is annotated as protein ETHYLENE INSENSITIVE 3-like. Gene Ontology annotation, molecular function: DNA binding; DNA-binding transcription factor activity. Bases 192 to 2042 code for a protein of 616 amino acids. Gene Ontology annotation, cellular component: nucleus. The transcript has a single exon. The record is from RefSeq and is a predicted model, not a curated record. NCBI's taxonomy places the organism in Eukaryota, Viridiplantae, Streptophyta, Magnoliopsida, Celastrales, Celastraceae.